UUGAGGAGGUGGCGGCGGCGGCGGCGGCUCCAGCAGGGGGCGCUGUUCGGAGUCUCCCUGCCCUGUUGGUCCCGGCCGGCUCUGACACAUCCCGGCCGCCUUAGCACUCAGUUCCUGGGCCCGGCCGCCGCCGAGGCUCCUUGGCCUCUUGAGGAAGCUCAGCGAGACGCGGCGGGGGCAAGGCUCAAAGCCGUGGAUUCUCCCCCCCCGAUUGGGGGCGGGGGGAGGCCAAGGAGCGGGCGCCGAGUCCUGUCCUUGGGGGCCGCCUCUCCCCGGCCGCGACCACCCCCACCUCCUCCUCCUCCUCUCUCCUCCUCCCUCCUGCUCCAGGACCAUGUUCCCCAGCACUGGCUCCAACGGGCUGUAUAAAGCACCUCUGUCAAAGGGCCUUUUAAUAAUACCAAGCACCCUCUCACUUUUGUUGGCUCUACUUUUUCAACAUUACCAGAAGUUCUUCACAUAUAAUCUGCAAGCAGUAAAAGAGGAAUUUCAGAUUUGGAGGCUUGUAUGCGGACGAAUGGUAUGUCUUGAUCUCAAAGACACAUUCUGCAGCAGCUUACUCAUUUACAACUUCAGGAUAUUUGAAAGGAGAUAUGGCAGCAGAAAAUUUUCAUCUUUUUUGCUGGGAUCCUGGGUGCUGUCAGUGUUGUUUGAUCUUCUCCUUGUAGAAGUUGUGGAAUAUUCGUUUGGCCUCACUAUCCAUAGUUUGCCUUCAGGAUUCUUGGGCCCUGUGUUUGCUCUUUUUGUACCAUUUUAUUGCUCCAUUCCAAGAGUGCAGGUGACACACAUUCUAGGCCAAUUUUCUAUCACAAACAAGACGCUGGUCUAUAUAUUGGGUCUGCAGCUUUUAACUUCUGGGUCUUAUAUCUGGAUUGUAGCUUUAAGUGGACUGAUUUCUGGAAUGUGCUACAGCAGUAGUGUAUUGAAAGUGUACCGUGUACUCUGUGUGCCCUGUGGUAUUGCAAGAAUAUUUGCUCGGACUCUUGAACCAAUUUUCUCAUCAGCGGAACCAUCCAAUGAGAUAAGAGCUGGAAUGGGAGCAACUAUAGACAUACAGAGGCAACAACGAAUGGAAUUACUGGAUCGGCAAAUCUUGAUGUCUCAGUUUGCCCACAUGAGGCGACAAAGACAACAGCAGGGAGGAAUAAUUAACUGGAAUCGUCUCUUUCCUCCUCUACUUCAUCGACGUAAUGCAAACUAUCAGGAUAAUCGUCAGACUGAACAUGAGGUACUACCUCCAGCUGAAGUGUCUGAAGAACAGGUUGCAAGGCUCAUGGAAAUGGGGUUUUCCCGAGUAGAUGCUUUGGAAGCUUUGAGAGCUUCAAAUAAUGACCUUAAUGUAGCUACCAAUUUUCUGCUCCAGCACUGAUGAAUGCCUGCAAUGAAGAACUUUAAUCAACACAUUUCAUAUGCUGCCCAAAGGAAAGACUCUAGCCAGCUCCUGGAUAGACCGCUGAAGGUCUAAGUCAAGAAGAGGAAGCUGUCUCUUCAUGGGUGACAUAUUGGACAAGGAAACAAUAUUGGGUGGUACUGGAAAUGCCUGCCUCUUGAAUGGGGAUACUUACUGGAGAGGUUCCACUUGAAAAGUACUUUCAAUCAUAAAAUAUGUUAUAACUUCAGUAUUUAUUUUGAAAAAUUGAUUGUUCCUUCAAAAAUCAGCAUAAAACAAAUUCCAAAUUAGGAAAUGUGGAAAACCAGAAAAGCUUGUCAAACAGCUCCUUUUGCCAAAAGUAAAUUCCCCCUAUCUUUUUUCCUACUCUGAAAUAUUUUUGAAUACUGUAUGUUAUUCAUCUCCUUGGCCACAGCUUUGAGAAAUGUUCGGAAGUACUUGGCCAUGCAGUUUCAAUAAAAGAAGAAAGGACUCUGGGGUGUCAUCUUGCAGAGGUUCCUAAUGACACUUAUGAAAGAUGUUAAUCUUCAUUUUCCCUUUCUUUAAGCAUAGCAUGUAACUGAACAGGGUUACUAAAAUGUAAUAUGAACAGUGGUAGGUUACAUUAAGUAACCAUGUACAUUUUAAAUAAAAAUAAAGAUAUUAUAAUUAAGUGAAGAUAUUGGAAUAGGGGAAAUAAAAUUGAAUUCGUUGACAAAAAUAUUGGAACUCAUAUUUUUCUUAAUAGGUCAGGUUUCCUUGGAAACCUGGAUCAGGUUUAUUAUCUGUAUCUAGUGCUCUGUAUCACUGAUCUUCAGCUGAUGAUCUGUAAACGGAUGAAGGCUGCUACUCUAUGCUGUCCUUGGUUUAUUUAUUUAUUUUUUAGAGUAAUAUCAGGGCUAAAGUCUGCCUGCAGCCUAUGCCUUCUGGCUGAAAGGCAUGCUUCUUUAUCCCACAUGGGUGGGAUUCACUUGUGAUUCCUUGGCAAAAGGAAUUCUUCCCAAGCUCAGGAACAUUUUAAAAUUACUAUUAGUUUGUCUUCCAUGGCUGAGCACUGACAUUCAGAACAGGCUCCAGGAUUGAGUCACAAUGAACUGAAAACAAGAAAAGAGUUUAACAGUAAAUAAUAUCUACUAGCUGACCGGGCGCCUAGCGUCUGUGCCCCUAGUUCGACUCUUCCCCCACCCCAUCAGCCCCUUCUCCCUGACUCUGUCUUCCGGUGGGCGUCUCUGGCCCCUUCUCUCCCCCACUGCCCGUGGUUUCUCCUGCUUCCUGCCGGUUUCUUCCUCCCCUCUGGCCGCCACUUCCUCUUCCUGGCAGCUCAACCGCCUCCUGACCCUGGUGGGCGCGCCGCCACCACCAUUUCCCCCGGCAGCAGCUCAAUGGCUUCCUGCUGCGCGUGAGCUGCCGCCACCCAGCCAAUCCGGCGCAUCCACCACCCAGCCAAUCCGCAGGGUGCCGGAACGCAUCCCCACGGGCACGUUUUCAAGAAUUAAUUAUAAAGAUGUAUCCACUUUUAAAAUAAGCCUUAAUUUUUCUACUGUGUAUGUCUCAUGUUUUUCAGACACUGUGGUUUAUAGGCACCGUACAUUGUUCAGAUGUUAUCUUGGUGAUCUUUUAGAUUGACUGCCUUUUGCACGCAGUCUUCUGUGGGUAUGGCAUAUCUAAUUUCAGGAUCAUACUUUAGGGUGUGCUUUCACUAAAAAAACCCCAACCAUAACACUUUCCGUAAGAAUAACACUUGUAAAAAGAGGUAGGGAAAAAAAGCUAGAUUUGAGAACACACCAUCAACAAAACCAUCUCAAUAACAGGAUACAUGUAGUUUGUCCAAGGAUGAUUUGUUCUAUAGGACCGCUAACCAUAUGAGGGAUUUCCUGACUGAUAUCUAACAUUUCCUCUCUCUUGGUGGAAGAAGUUAAGGUCUUUGCAUAGCUGGGUUUGUAUUUGAAUAUUAACUGUUUUGUAUUUUUCAUAUAACAUGCACGUUAUUAUGUCAAGCAAACAGUCAAAAUUAUGUCAAAUGAAUAGUAGUGCAAUGUGAUAAGAAAAGUGGGGCAAGGGCAAUACUAAUAACAAAAAGGGUGCGUGUGUAAUGAUCUCAGUCAUAUACAGGAAUUGCAGACAGUGGUGUUUUCCCAAAACAGGACUAGUAAGUUUCACUUUUAUAAAGAAGGAAUGUCCUGGGUCAGUUAAAGGUUUCUGCUUAUCGAAAACUAGGUACUUCCUUGUUGUCUUUUUUUUUUUUUUUUAAAUUCAACAGAUUUAUGUAGUGCUAGGCUAGAUAGUUUGUCCAGGAAUCAGUCGUGUGGUGCCUUCUAGCCUUGUAAUACCAAUCUUUUAGCAAUUGGGGUUGCUUGCCUGAUCCAGUUGGUGCAGCUGUCUAGAUAAGUAGAAUGCAUAACAAACAUUUUGCAAGGGCAGAGGGUGGGAAGGCAGAUUGUAAGACGAAGUUGACCUGUGUGUUUACUUCAGCUCAGAAUCUGAACAGAAAUGGAUGGAGAAGUCCACAUUGUGUAGACUGCCUUGAGAAUUUGUGGGGGGCAGAAGGAAAGUUUAUAAGUGUGGUAGAUUAAUAGGCUCACACAUGGCUGCCAUUUUAAGAUUAUGGCCUGGGGUUCACAUCAUCUUAAAGACUAGGUCCCCUAGUGAUUAUCUGCAGAAAUGGUCUGGUACGCACAAAUAUUGGAUGUCUCACUAGCUCCCCCUCCUCCUGACACUUUGGUAGCACAGCCCUUUGCUCACCAUGGGCAACUCUGGAUGCCUUCAUCGCUGCUCCUAUUGCCCUGAGCCCUCGCCGCUUGCCAGUGGCUCUCUGGGCAUUUCAGAAGUGGAAAGGGCCCUGUUCCUAUAUGUGGACAGCAGUGGGGCCUUUCUCUUUCUGAGUGGCCAGAGAGCCGCUGGGAACAGACUGUUUGCUGUCCAUUCCCAGUGAUUCUCCAGCCACUCAGAAGGGGAAAGGCCCCAUUCCUGUCUGUAGGGAAAGCCUUUGGCAAGCGGCAGUGAGGGUGUGGCAGCAAGGGCAACUGGCAGAAGGAGGGGGCAGGUUAGCGAGAUGGCCUCAGAUGGUACUCAUUUAAGCAUUUUUCAAAUGUUUGGGAUACUCUUUUACAAGUUUUUGGUACUGACAAGUAUUCAUUUAUGUGAAUCCCUAAUUAUAACCCAGUCUAUAAAAAUUGGAAUAGUCUGGCUUUCGAUAGAAAGAUGGCCUGUCUUCUGAUCAUUGUUUGUUCAGUCUGAAUGAAUGUGUGUUUUAGUUAUGUUAACAAUAUUUAUGCAGCUUGAAUAGGAAUCUUCCAGUUGAAUGAAUAUUAAUAUGAACAGGUAUGUAAAAACUGCUUUUUAAAUUUCCGACAAUGCCUUUAGAAUUGAGUUUUCCAGUGACCAUGUCCACUCCCAGAAUGCCACUUGGGUUGUGUGGGGUGGGCAGAGCAUUCAGAUGAUUAGAAUGUGUGUGGGACAGAGAGGGAUAUAAGAAUGGAGGAGGAAGAGGGGUAUGUAAGUGAAAUUGUGUGAGGUGAGAGAUUUGACUUUGGGGGUGUCAAUGCACAAGGUACUGAUUUUAUUUUUAAACUUGAAUUGUCAUUUAUUGUUGCUUGUUAAUAUACAAAUGACUUGAUAAUGAAUCAUUUAAAAAAAUUGUGGUGUUUUCCCUGGUUUUACCUGAUAUGGAAGAAGCAAGACUUUCCAGUAAGUUAAUAACCAAAAAAAUCUGGUAUAAAAUCCCAUCCACCUAAAUUGGAAGUGAAGAGUAUUUGCCGAUAAAAGCUUCUUAUAAGUGUG
Messenger RNA from Hemicordylus capensis (graceful crag lizard), 5149 nucleotides. It is a transcript of the gene UBAC2, whose product is annotated as UBA domain containing 2. NCBI's taxonomy places the organism in Eukaryota, Metazoa, Chordata, Lepidosauria, Squamata, Cordylidae. The transcript has 9 exons. The coding region runs from base 335 to 1369 and encodes 344 amino acids. Gene Ontology annotation, molecular function: protein binding; serine-type endopeptidase activity. The record is from RefSeq and is a predicted model, not a curated record.